This is a messenger RNA of Varanus komodoensis (Komodo dragon), 1921 nucleotides long. It is a transcript of the gene MED7, whose product is annotated as mediator complex subunit 7. Gene Ontology annotation, biological process: regulation of transcription by RNA polymerase II. Gene Ontology annotation, cellular component: mediator complex. The record is from RefSeq and is a predicted model, not a curated record. Bases 228 to 920 code for a protein of 230 amino acids. Lineage: Eukaryota; Metazoa; Chordata; Lepidosauria; Squamata; Varanidae. Gene Ontology annotation, molecular function: transcription coregulator activity. The transcript is spliced from 2 exons.
UCCGGACGGCUCGCCCUGCCCAUCGCGGGGGCUAAUACAGACUGCAGCCCCUUCUGUGCGCUCCGAAUCAGGAGGCCCUGCCCGUCUGCCCGCCCCUCUUCCAGAUACGCCUGCGAGGACGGCUCGUUUCGUCACGGAGUAGGAAUAGAUUGACCUCCUUGGGACUGCAGGCUCGUUCCUCUCUCCUGAGACCCACCUGCCAGGUGUGAGAAACCUGAUCUGCAAGAAUGGGUGAACCUCAGCAAGUGAGUGCCCUCCCUCCACCUCCAAUGCAAUAUAUUAAAGAAUAUACUGAUGAAAAUAUUCGGAAAGGCUUGGCCCCUAAGCCUCCACCACCUAUCAAAGACAGCUAUAUGAUGUUUGGAAACCAGUUUCAAUGUGAUGACCUAAUUAUUCGGCCAUUGGAAAGCCAAGGCAUUGAGCGAUUGCAUCCUAUGCAGUUUGACCAUAAGAAAGAACUAAGAAAACUAAACAUGUCUAUCUUGAUUAACUUCUUGGACCUCUUGGAUAUAUUGAUAAGAAGUCCAGGCCACAUAAGACGAGAAGAGAAGCUGGAAGACCUAAAACUCUUGUUUGUUCACGUGCAUCAUCUGAUCAAUGAAUAUCGGCCCCACCAAGCCAGAGAGACACUGAGAGUCAUGAUGGAAGUACAGAAACGUCAACGUCUGGAAACUGCUGAGAGAUUCCAGAAGCACUUGGAGCGAGUUAUUGAGAUGAUACAGAACUGUCUGGCCUCUCUGCCUGAUGAUUUACCUCACUCAGAUAGAGGGAUGAGAAUAACACCUGAACCAAUGGAUCCUGAAGACAGCAUAACUUGCAUUGGACAAAAUGAGCAGCAGAGAGUGAGCUCUGGCAUCAAGAAGGAUCAAGUUUUGGAUAAAGAUGCUAAUAUGUGUGGCAUUAUUGAUGAAAUGACAUAACAAAGAACCUUGUGAGAUUCUCUUUGUGUUAUUGUAAUACAGUUCUUGAGAGAAAAAAUGAAACUGGUAAAAAGUUGGUAGAAUUUGAGGUGUUUCUUAAAUGACACCUCUUGAUAGUGAUGCUUAAACAGUCAUGAAAUGCAGGCUGUAAAAGACAUAAAUUCUGAUGGUUUAUUUUUUGUAGUUUUUCCAAUAUGCACUAAUUUUGUAGAAAUUGUAGAUGUUUAUGUUAAAGAAAAGUAAACAUGAGAUGCAGCUUUAUGAGUAUAGAAAACAUAUUUGUAAUUGGACACCAGCCAAAUUCCACUGUUACCCAUUUUAUUAAUGUAUCUGAGAAGUUCUUUGAAAACUUUGAACAUAUCCUGUUGGUUAAUUGUUUCAGGCAAAUGAAAAGAAAUACAGUACUGAAAAAGUGCUAUGUAUAUUGAAUAGAGGUAAACACAGAGUCCAAGCAUUUAUGUGUGUGAAAUGAGUGCUUGUAUUGCCCAGGUUCUACCAGAAGAAUGGCAAGGAGGUGACUGAGGUUCAGUAAGUAGUUCAUUGACUUUUCCCAGUGCCUAAAAAUCACAAUAGUUUCUUGAAAGAAUGCCAAAGCCUCGUGCGUUUCAGCUUCUUAAGAACACCAGGGAUAAUAACCUUGAAAUUGCCUUUCCAGAUAAUUCUGUCAUUAAAAUUCACCUUUACAGUGAGAAGAACACUGUUUACCUUACUGAAACAGCUUCAUUUGUAGACGGGGGGGGGGGGGGAGGUGUGCAUCCUGACAGAUUCUGCAGUAAAAGGAGAGAGGGACCAUAUAAAAUCCAUGGCAAGAGGUGUCUUUUGAUCUCAGCUUGAGGAAUUGAACUGAUGUGUCACUGAGGCACCUUCAGAGGUCCACAUAACAUUCUGGGCCAAUUAAGGGAACCAACAGGCCACCGAGAAGGUGCACUUUCCCCCCUUGUUUUAUUACCACCUGCAUCCAUAUUGCAUAACUGUAUUUAAUAAAGUGUAUUCUUGACAGA